UCUUCCCUCCAAACAGCAGUCGUGAUUUCAACGACGCAGCCAACUGUAGACGCCUCUGUGGUGUCGUCUUCAUCCACUUCCCCACGAACAGCGCCGAAGUUAGUCUUAUCAGCCGAGCCCGCAGUUGCAUCUUCUUCCACAUCCAGCACGAACAAUAUGCCUACCGCGUUGACCACUGCUGCUGCUGCUGCUGCACUCUCAAUCAUAUUUGCUGUUGUAUCUGCCACGUCACCGAGCGACAUCGACCAGUAUCUGUCCGACCAGAAUACCGUUCGUGCCCAGCAUGGCGCUGUAGCCUUGACUUGGAACGACACGCUUGCCACCGCAGCGCAGGAAUGGGCUAACGGCUGCGUGUUCGAGCACUCUGGCGGCAAGUUGGGACCUUACGGGGAGAACCUCGCUGCUGGUACGGGCAGUAGUUAUGGAAUUGCAGCGGCCAUUAAGUCUUGGACCGACGAGGCUUCUCAAUACAACCCUAGUGACCCAGUUGCGUCGCAUUUUACUCAGGUUGUAUGGAAAGCAACCAAGCAGGUCGGCUGUGGUAUGCAAGAGUGUAACGGGAUAUUCCCUGCUAGCUAUGGGCCUGCCAAGUACUACGUCUGCGAGUACUUUCCACAAGGAAACGUGGAAGGAGAGUUUAGCGAGAACGUGCAAGCGUGAGACUGAGGAGUUGAGGGGUAUUCGUUCUUGAAUCUUCGACUUGCAACUAUGAUACAGUGGGCUUGUUUGAGCAAUUGUCAGCUGUACCUUGUGCAUCAGGAAAAUCCAAAUAUUGCUUUUUAG
Messenger RNA from Laetiporus sulphureus 93-53, 783 nucleotides. Its product is annotated as PR-1-like protein. The transcript has 6 exons. Lineage: Eukaryota; Fungi; Basidiomycota; Agaricomycetes; Polyporales; Laetiporaceae. The record is from RefSeq and is a predicted model, not a curated record. Bases 157 to 660 code for a protein of 167 amino acids.